Molecule: messenger RNA, 3086 nt
Organism: Juglans regia (Persian walnut)
Lineage: Eukaryota; Viridiplantae; Streptophyta; Magnoliopsida; Fagales; Juglandaceae
Product: pentatricopeptide repeat-containing protein At5g39710
Exons: 3
Coding region: 91-2349 (752 amino acids)
Molecular function (GO): protein binding
Source: RefSeq, a predicted model, not a curated record
GCCACUUCCAAAUGGGUCUCUCCUGUGUAUUUCUUUCUCCUCGUGCGAUCGUGUCUGAUAAACCCUAGCUAGCCUUUUCCAAUUCCCGAAAUGCCCCUCCUUAAUCCCCAAAUUCACCGUCGUCCGCUCUCUUCUCUCUGCUCUUCCUCCGAUGCUCUCCUAGCCGACAAAGCAGUCACGUACCUCAAACGCCACACCCUCCAGCUCAACUCCCUCGCUUCUCAUUUUACCCCUGAAGCGGCCUCCUUUUUACUCUUCAAGUCCCAGUUCGACCAAACCCUAACCCUAAAGUUCUUGAACUGGGCCAAACCGCAUCGCUUCUUCACCUUUCAAUGCAAGUGCCUCUCCCUCCACAUCCUCACCCGGUUCAAGCUGUACAAGACCGCCCAGACCCUCGCCGAGGACGUGGCCGUCAAUACUGUUGACAACACUGGCAAUUUGGUCUUCAACUGCCUCAAAGACUCGUACCAUUCCUUCAACUCCAGCUCCGCAGUCUUCGAUUUGGUAGUAAAGUCCUAUUCGCACUUGAAUUUGAUUGAUAAGGCUUUGAACAUUGUCAAUUUAGCGAAAUCCCACGGCUUUAUGCCUGGUGUGUUGUCGUACAAUGCCAUUCUUGAUGCGAUAAUAAGGUCAAAAGGGUCGGUUAAGCUUGCUAAGGAAGUUUUUGGUGAAAUGAUUAGGAUCGGGGUCUCGCCAAAUGUGUAUACCUAUAAUGUUUUGAUUAGGGGUUUUUGCGGGGCGAGGAAUUUGGAAAUGGGUUUGAGUUUUUUCAGUGAAAUGGAGAGGAAUGGAUGUUUGCCCAAUGUUGUUACCUAUAAUACAUUGAUGGAUGCGUAUUGUAAAUCGGGGAAGAUUGAUGCGGCGUUCAGUUUUCUGAGGUCGAUGGCAUUGAAGGGUCUGGAGCCAAAUUUGAUUUCGUAUAAUGUGAUCAUCAAUGGGCUGUGUCGAGAGGGGAGGAUGAAGGAGACCAGUCAGGUUCUGCAGGAGAUGAGCAGAAAGGGUUUUGUUUGUGAUGAAGUGACGUAUAAUACGCUCGUGAAUGGGUAUUGUAAGUUGGGCGAUUUUCACCAAGCACUUGUUUUGCAUGCGGAGAUGGUUAUGAAUGGAUUGUCUCCUAAUGUUGUUACUUACACAGCGUUAAUUAAUAGCAUGUGUAAGGCUAAGAAUUUAAAUCGGGCGAUGGAGUUUUUUGAUCAGAUGCGUGUUCGAGGACUUAGACCAAAUGAGAGGACGUAUACGACAUUGAUCGAUGGGUUCUCACAAAAAGGAUUCUUGGGUGAAGCCUACAGGGUUCUGAAUGAAAUGACUGAGAGAGGAUUCUCACCUUCCAUUGUGACAUACAAUGCCCUAAUUAAUGGGCACUGCAUUUUGGGGAAGAUGGAAGAGGCCCAAGGAGUGAUAAGAGAGAUGAUAGACAAAGGGUUGGCUCCAGAUGUGGUAAGUUAUAGUACAAUUAUAUCUGGAUUUUGCCGUAAUGGGGAGGUAGAAAGGGCAUUUGAAACGAAGUUGGAGCUGGUUGAGAAGGGCCUUCGACCUGAUGCCAUUACCUACUCAACACUUAUUCACGGUCUCUGCCAGCAAAGAAAACUGAUAAAAGCCUGCGAUCUAUAUCAAGAGAUGUUGAAUAUAGGUCUGCGCCCUGAUGAAUUUACUUAUACAACUCUGAUAAAUGCCUAUUGUGUAGAAGGGGACUUAAAUAAGGCACUUAAUUUGCACAGCGAGAUGAUAGAAAAGGGCUUUCUACCUGAUGUUGUGACCUACAGUGUGCUUAUUAACGGACUUAACAAACAGGCUCAGACAAGGGAAGCAAAAAGGAUUAUGCUCAAGUUGUUCUACGAUGAGUCCAUCCCAAAUGAUGUCACAUACAAUACUCUGAUAGAAAACUGUAGUAACAUUGAAUUUAAAAGUGUGGUAGCUCUUGUCAAGGGAUUUUGUAUGAAGGGUUUGAUGAAUGAAGCAGAUGAAGUUUUUCAGUCAAUGCUUCAGAGAAACCACAAGCCUGACGAAGCAGCUUAUAAUGUUAUCAUCCACGGGCAUUGUAGAGGUGGAAAUGUUCAGAAGGCAUAUAGUCUGUACAAGGACAUGUUGAAUUCCGGUUUUGUUCCUCAUACUGUGACUAUCAUUGCUCUAGUUAAAGCGCUUUCCAUUGGAGGGAUGAAUGAGGAGUUGAGUGAGGUCAUAGGGAACGUAUUGAGAAGUUGUAGGCUCACUGACGCUGAACUUGCAAAAGUACUUGUUGAAAUUAACCAAAAAGAAGGGAACAUGGAUGCAGUAUUUAAUGUGCUUACCGAGAUGGCUAAGGAUGGCCUCCUUCCGAAUAGUGGCAGAACCAGUUAUGCUGGGUGUUAAAAUGCUUGAUUGGAUAUUUGAAUAUGUUGUCCAUGUAGACGAUGGAGCCCACUUUUUCAAGUUAAGUAGACAACAUGAUAAAAGCAGGCUGAAGCGCACGGGUUCUUAACUUAAAGUUUAAUCUUCAACGAGAUAGGAAGAGCUAUGUGAAGGGAACGUUAUCUCUUUCAUCUCAUUCUUCCUUGGUAUGUUGCCAGUUUUGCUUCAAGUGCGAUUCACAUUACUAAUUUGUGACUGCACUUCCAUUUUCCUGCCAGAUACCGACACCUAAAAGUAUCACUGUUCAGCAAUUCAGAUGUCUUCAUUGUUCUACUUGAGUUGGAGAUUGACUUUACUAGACGGAUUGAUAAUCGGGGUCUCAGAAGAUGGCAAAAGGGAUAUUAUCAAGUGUCUGCAAGCUCUGCAUGUGGAAGCCAAAACCGAAGUUCUCUAAUUCAUAAUAUCCUUCCUCACUUACUCUACUUGGAAGCUGUUGUAUUGUAAGUAGAUAGGAUGACAUAUAGGGCUGGCUACCCAUAGAGCUGCUCUUGUGCCCAUUAAGUUGCAUACGAGGAACAGAUGGAGAGCAAGGGAAAGAGUUUAAGAGGCGUCACAAUACAGAUAUAUGAGUUAUGGUGUAUAACAUCUGGAAAAGAAAAAUGAUUUAGCUUAGAAUUCUGUAUUAAAGAAAGGGUAGUCUUGUAAAAUUAAAUAUUAUUUUUAAUUUAGUGAUAUGCUUUCAUUAGUUGAUUUUGAAA